Trypanosoma rangeli is the source of this 2757-nucleotide messenger RNA. RefSeq lists its product as uncharacterized. NCBI's taxonomy places the organism in Eukaryota, Euglenozoa, Kinetoplastea, Trypanosomatida, Trypanosomatidae. The coding region runs from base 1 to 2757 and encodes 918 amino acids. The record is from RefSeq and is a predicted model, not a curated record. The transcript has a single exon.
AUGGCGGAAGCGGCGCCGACGCCCGGCAACACACCGAACGGAGAACUUCAGCCUGUCUUGGCAGGUGGGAUGUGGGGAUCGGAGGAACGUCAGCAGGAGGCGCCCGCAUCCCGCCUAGUUGAAGAAAAUAUGAGGUUAAAGACACGGCACUCGCAACUUCAGGAUCAGUUGGAGGAACUGAAGCGUCAGUUGCACGCAGAGAGGAGUACUCGGCAGGGUCUAGAUGCCGAGGUGAACGAGGUGAAGGAGCGUCUGCGGCGCACAAAGGAUGUUGUGGAUCAACAGAAGAAGGAUCAUAGCGAGGUCUCCUUGCGACUGUGCACUGUAACGGCGGAACGGGACGAACUGGAGGCAAAGGUAGGCGAGGUGUGGAGCAGCAUGGCUGCCGUGGAGGAGACCGUGCGCUUCAAGGAAAUAGAGAACAAGGCGCUACGGGAGGCGCUUGAUAACGAACAAAAGGAGCGGGCAGCUCAGGAGGUGCUGAUGAGCGCCAUGGUUGCCCAAAUAGCCGCGCUUGAGCAGCAAGUGGCGGCUGGCGAGGGCGCUGAAGUGCGGCAUCGGCGGCUCAGCGAGGAUGCACUUCGCGGCGUGAAGGAGGAGGUGCAGCGUAUCUCACUCCGUCUAGAGAGUCUUGCGGAUCUCUACUCCGCUUCAGCACUAGAGCGAGACGUUGACCAACGACUGCUGUGGCUUUCUGCGGGUGACAUUGACUAUGAUGGCGUUGCUAAUUAUUCUGCUGGAGAGGAUUACGAGGUCGGCACGACCGGUGAUGGACUUAACACGUCGGACUCCGACAAGCGGUCACGAGGUGAAUCGCGCGUAAAACGGACCACGCAGCUGAUGGGUCCUAUUUACCCGGCGCUGCGGCAUCUCCACCAGCAGCUGCAAUGCCAACACGAGGAGAGGCGGGCCAUGCAACACGAGCGUCGUGUUCUCGAGUCCCACAUUGCGGCGCUGAAGGAGGAACUACAUCACCUGGGGAACGAUGGGGAUGAUGUACGUGAGCGGUUGCUCCGGAGUGAGGCUCAAAGGGCACAGCUGGCAGAGGCGUUGGAGAAUACGCGACAAGUUCAGGCAUACGAGGUGGCGCAACUGGCGGAGACACGCUGCAAACUCGCCUCCCAUCUUCGAUGCGUCGGUGAUUGGUGCGUAAUCGAGCAACAUAUCACUGACUUAGUCAAAGAGGCAAAACAGUUGCGUUCUGACGUCGAAGAGGGUCAUCGGACGCACAGGGCGUACGUGGCACAAAAAGAAAGUGAAAUGGAUGCCAUGAUGGAUCUGCAUCAGCGUGAGAUGAAUGAACAGCAGCAGAAGAUUGAACAGUUCCGUCACGAAUGCGAACGGUUAAAGCGAGCGGCUGAAUCAGCUGCUAUUGAUGUUACUGCUGCAGGUGGCGUUUCAACGGAGCUGCAGCGUGAUCAUGAGGUCUUCAAGGUGAAAUAUCAAGAUAUGAUGCGGUACAUGGAGGAGGAGCUGGAACCCCUGGUGGCUGAGCAGGCAAAGGCUUUGCAGGAAGAGAGGCGACGUGUAGAUGAACUGAGACGCGCUAAUGACGCGCUGGGACUCGAGAUGAAAAUACGGGCGGGCCCAGCUGCGGACUCUGGAGGGAGACUGACUCUGUUUGAGGCACUUGUCCUCACUCUCCGUGUUCUCUCCGGUGCCAUGGCGGACAUGCGGGAGAUGUCGCAGCAACGCAAGGCCCUGACGCGCUACGUUCUUGCCUAUGAACAGAUGUUUGGUGCGUUGAAUGCCUGUGGCGACUUCAUAGUUCGGCGUCCGGUGUUGCGUUUUCGGAGAAUUGUAGUGGCGGUGCUGGCUGCCCAACGGCUAACGGCUCUGCGGAAGGCGGUAUGGCGGUGUGGUGGUGGCGGCGUCAUCCCGUCGAUGGAACGAGGCACUGCACGCAUUCGUUUGCCGCCAGAAACGUGUUGUUUGGUACGCGGAGGGCUUAUUCGUCUACCGCCAGUUAGAGGUGACGACGCUGCAGCGGACUUUCUGAGCGAGGAGGCAGGAACAAAAGGGGGUGACGGGAGUGACGUUGCCUUUGUGGCUGAGCGGGAGCUGGUGCUCCCCAUCAUGACCCACACAUCCAGUAAUAACACCUCUUUGGGUGAGGUAUACGUGCAGGGGUGUGCGCUGCGCAAUUUCAUGAGCGCAUUGCUUGCCUUUGUGACGGUCCCGUCGGCGAUGUGGCCGCUGCGUGACGUACGAGAGCCUUUGUGGCGGCGACUGGCGCAUGGGAUGUGCUCCCUGCAACGGGCGUCAAUGCAGGUCGCGCGACUGGGCACGCUUGGCAAGCCACACUCGUUGUUGCACCUACCGCCGCGAGCACCAGCCCGGUCGCAAGUUGCGUUACCGUGGGGAGAGUCACUGCCACGUCCGCCGCAGUCUUAUGGUGUGACUGUCACGCAGCGGUUGCCACUGUACGACCACGAAAGCGCAGGCGCCACCACAAAGCGUACAGCGCGCGGACAGACCGCCUCAUUUGGGCAUGCGCAGGGGAUGGAUGUGAAACGCGCCUCAACCGCCUAUCCGACCCCGCAGCCAACAGUUCACGCAGAGGACACGCUGAGUCUGGAGGAGGCCCUCCGUCAGUCCUUAUUGCGCGACGAACAGUUCAGCAGUGACCCGCAGGAAAUUCAGGCAGGGAGUGGGUUUGCCUCUGAGGUGCUGAACGUCAUUCGUGCACUCGAUCAGCGUGUGGUGGGGGCCUUGGAGCGACACAUGCCGUCAGCAGGGCGUCGCCCGCAUCCGUGA